Molecule: messenger RNA, 4616 nt
Organism: Hypanus sabinus (Atlantic stingray)
Lineage: Eukaryota; Metazoa; Chordata; Chondrichthyes; Myliobatiformes; Dasyatidae
Gene: syt12
Product: synaptotagmin XII
Exons: 10
Coding region: 731-1996 (421 amino acids)
Biological process (GO): cellular response to calcium ion; regulation of calcium ion-dependent exocytosis; regulation of dopamine secretion
Cellular component (GO): membrane
Molecular function (GO): clathrin binding; calcium ion binding; phosphatidylserine binding
Source: RefSeq, a predicted model, not a curated record
CUCAACUCGCGAGGGUUAUCGCUUAUCCAGAAAGCGCCCCUGCUUUCUGAGCCAGUACUGGGCAGAUACCGAAGAGAGGAGGGAAUCCCCUCCGCUACGCUCCAGGACCCCCGGGGGUUUGUAAAUGGUACUCGGCUGGAGCUUGUGCGCCACAACUGGCGGGAUCCGCACCAGGAAGCCGGCGGGGCUCUGCGCCAGGAAGCUUUUGCGGCACCAUCCAGUGAUCUCAGGACCGCAGAGGAAAGAGCCGACACGACAAGUGCAGCUGAGUUUUAACAGCUGAGCUCUCGACGCUGCUCCCACUUUCCAACAGAGUGCCCUGACGGAAAUAGCGUCAGUGAACUGCAUUUCUUGCGAUUCCCAGUCAGCGUUACCCAAAGCUGGAGCUCCGGGGAAAGAGCCAGUGGAGUUCACCGGCGAAGCUGGCUUCCCGUAUCGGGAAGAGUUGUGUUAUUCCUGAAGUUCAUUUAACUCUCUUCAAUGUUAUUCAACUGCAAGAGGUUUCUCCCACUGAAUACACAAUCAAGCUGAAAAUGAAUGAAGUUAUUCAAGAAUAAACGUUUUUCACUAAGAAGACUGCAAUCUAAUCAGGUAUGCCCACGUGCGACUGGCCUGCAGUUGGUGCCUGACAUCAGAAGUAAGAAGCAGGGUUUUAUGUCUCCAGGAACUCUGAAACAGACAGUUAGACAGCAGGGUGUUAUAAGGCAAGAUCAAAAGCUGUCUGUCUACUAUGGAAGGAAGUCCAGCAGAAUAUCCCACAAGUGUGAUCAGAAAUCCAGCGAGCUGGGAAAUGGGGAUCUAUGGAUCAGGAGUCCUGAUUAUCCUGGUGAUAGUUGGAGUGAACCUAUGGAAACUCUGGAAAUCUGGAAGUUACCCUGCACCAUCUCCUUUCCCAAACUAUGAUUAUAGAUACCUGGAACAGAAGUACGGGACAUCAUACUCUGAGGUUAGGCAAAAGAGAACAGCAGCCUCAAGUUAUAAAAAGCCAACAGAGAAAAGUUUCCCCAGCCAGCACUCGAGCCUCAGGAUAGAUGAAGCCUAUGAAAGCAUCAAUGAGCUUGGGACUCUGGAGCUAAUGACAAAGGAUGUAGAGCUGACAUCCUAUGGAUCCAUGAAGAAAUCCGUGUCUACGGACUCUCUGAGUUCCAUAUCUUCGAUUGGUAACAACUUUGGCCAUGAUUUCACUGUAGGCCAGAUUGAGAUGUACCUGGAGUACGACGUGAACUCAAACACCAUGCAUGUCACUCUGGUGCAAGGGAAGGAUUUGCUAGAGAAAGAAGAUGCCAAUUUUGAAUCUUGCUUCGUGCGCAUCAGCUUGUUGCCAGAUGAGCAGAUUGUCGGAAUUUCUCGGAUUCAGAGGAAUGCAUUCUCUGUGUUCUUCGACGAGAAAUUCUCCAUUCCACUGGACCCCUCUGCUCUCGAGGAAAACAGUCUUCGGUUUUCUGUAUUUGGAAUUGAUGAAGAUGAAAGAAAUAUCAGCACAGGUUUGGCAGAUCUCAAGCUAUCAGAUUUGGACCUCACCUGUCGAGCCUUCAAUGCCUGGCUUUAUUUACAGGAUGUCAAUAAGGCAACCGAUACAGUUGGAGAGAUCCUGCUCUCACUCAGUUACCUGCCCACCGCAGAGCGGCUGACAGUGGUAGUAGUGAAGGCCAAAAAUCUCGUCUGGAACAAUGGAAAGACCACCUCUGAUCCAUUUGUGAAAGUUUACCUCCUUCAAGAUACAAGGAAAAUAAGUAAGAAAAGAACCGCAAUCAAGAGAGAUGAUCCUAAUCCAGUUUUCAAUGAAGCCAUGAUAUUCUCAGUUCCUGCAAUUGUUCUGCAGGAAUUAUCCCUACGAAUAACAGUGGCUGAAUGCUGUGAAGAAGGAAGAACUGAGAAUAUAGGCCAUGUAAUCAUUGGACCCGAGAGCAGUGGGAUGGGGGCUAAUCACUGGAAUCAGAUGCUCGCAACGUUAAGGAAACCUGUCUCCAUGUGGCACGCUCUCCGAAAGAACUAAAGCGAGAAACUUCGAUGCGUCCUUAGCACUUGUAUAAGUCUUUUGCAUGAUGUUCACACUCUUAAACUUUAAUGCUGGUGCUUUGGCAAAUGCAACUCUGAGACACUAUUUUUCACUACACUCUAUCAGCCUAAUAGUGGGAAAUUGGUAGCAGGACAACAGAAGAUCAAAUUGCAGAUCAAAGUGAACUUGGCCUAAUAAAUUAAUGUAUCUGCUUGCUACUGGAGCUGCUGAGAAGCAGCCAACCCACUGAAUAUUUCAUAUAAAUGGUGCAUACAUAUAUAAAGUAUGGUCAUAGAUAUUAAAGAUGCAAUCUAUCUAAUGCUGCCACUUGUCAGAAGGCUAGUAUUCUGCAACAGCUCUAAACCCACAAAAAAUCUUAAACAUCAAUUUGAGAUUAAAUCCUUCCAAAAAUGCUUCCUUUUACAAAAUAUUUAUGCCAUUAUGGAGGGAAAGAGUGCCAAAUAUGACCACUAUGUAUUGCUUAAUAGUCCACACAAGUCAGCAGGGUCUUGAAUGUAUAAUACUGAACAUAAAGGAUAACAAGUUAUACAUGUUGCCCAAGAAACAAUGUGCAUAUUCUAGCAUUUUGCUAAGGUUUUUCUCCAGUUACUAAAGAGAACUCCAUGCUAUUUAUAUUGUAUGUAGAGCAGUAGAUUGGUGGGAUUAAUUGUGGUUCUAUGUGAUAAUGAGUUAGUUUGCAACAAACAUGUUCACAAGUUGUCCAUACAAAGAUAUAUAUUUGAAUAUUGUCUUGAGCAGUAGAUGGUGUUGAUUAGAUCAAACAAUUAUAUGUAUUUCCCAUUCUUUCCUGAUAAGUGUGAGAGAUGAAGAGUUGCAGAUAUAUUUUAUUGGACUUCUCCAACUUUUGGUUAUUUAAAAGCAAAACCAAGACAAAAAAUUGUUUUGAUCCGAUAGUCAUUUAUAUCAUUCUGACAAUUACCACAAUUUAGUUAGAAGAAACACUAGUUCCAAAAUAAAGAAUUGUAUUUGAGGUUUUCGCCUCAGUAGGAAAUAAUAUUCUCCCCCACCUUUAUUAAAAUAUUUAAAAGAAGCAUAUUUCAGAAGCUUCCUGUUAGAAUUUCAGUUGACACAACCUUUCUAAUACAUAUUGCAGAAACUUCUAAUGUAGAAAGGAAGGAAGGAGCAGGACCGGCAUAAACUCUUCUUUCCUUAAAAGUGUCUAAAUUACUCCUCAAUGCACCUUUGGUGCUUUGGGCCCUUGCUUUGGAACUUUAUAAGUGGAAAUGGCCACUUCAUCUUAUAAGAUUCUACUUGAGGGUAUUUUUGAUAGGGGAAGAAAUUGCUUUAUUGAUAGUCUGCAUUUCUAUUACAAUGUAGGCAAGAACAUAAAAAAAAUCUUUUAAAUAUGAUUAACUUCAUUAUAUCAAGGAGUGUUUCUAUCAGAAAAUCAAUCAGCAAAUGCCAUAUUAUAAGUGUGGAAAUACCGUACUGUCUGUGAGACGAGUUUGUACACUCUCUCCAUGGCCACAUGGGUUUUCUUUCAGUACUUCAGUUUCCUCCCACAGUCAAAAAACAUACUGGUUGUUUGGUUAGUUGGUCAUUGUAAACUGUCCGGUGAUAGGCUAGGCUUAAUCAGGUAAUGCUAUACAGCGUGGUAUAAGGGAUAGGAAGGGCCUACUCCAUGCUAUAUCUCAAUAAAUAAGUAAAACUAAAACAGGAUUGACAUAAACUCUGGUUCUCUCCUUGUAAGGCUGUGCACCCUCUCCAUUAUUCUGUAGGAUUAAGACAUAAUUUUAACCCAAGAACCUCAGAGAGUGAACUGUUGUGAUAACGAAUCAGCAAUAAUUAAAUCAGAUGUAUUAAAAAUGUCAUGCCUAUGUUAGAUCAGCCUGUUCAGAUAUUGAAAUUGUUGCAGUACUAUUCUGCAGGAUUCUUGAUGAUAACCUUUGCAGUUUCAAGAAACAACUGUAAGAAAAAAGAAGGGUGUGAGAAACCAUUCCAUAAUUAGUUAUAUGUCCAGUUACCAAUGUCUUGUACAUUACAACUGAGUAGGCUCCACUGACUGAUAGAUCAACGGUAUGUUUGUUUCCCACUUCACUCCAGCCUGAAUGAUUAGAACAGCCUACUCUUUGACAUUAAACAAGUACUUAUAACUAAAGAAAAGUCCAAAUAAAGGUCACCAUUACAGGUUUAAUUAAUUUUAUAUAUACUUCUGAGUGAGCAAUAUCAGAGUUAGAGAAGUAAAUCUCCAAGCUGCUGUUGGUCAGCGUGGAUUUUGUGAAGCAAAGGAGCUUCUCCAUGUUCUUCGGCUCUGACUCGAAGUAUCCAAUAUUGAAAGAAUGAGUAUUCAAACAUGAUGACCAGGUCAACAUGACAAUGUUUUUACGUUCCAGUGCUUCUGUGUUUGUCCACUGCAUUUACCUACGUGUAGAUUUUGAGAACUCUGUUUAAUCAUUAGUGCUAGUAACUCACUGAGAACACAUUGGGUAACUAAGUUUCCUAAAAUAAUGGCUCAAGGUUUUUUGGAUUUAACUGGAAGAGCAAAUCUAAUUUGUAUGUUGGUUUGGAUUAUAGCUCCAAUCCAGAGCUGACAAGAUUGCUAUUUUUCUCAUGUCAUAUGAUGAAAGAAAUCCUCUGUUUCCACUAAAUAUAAAUA